AUGGCCGCUGCUACACGACGCUCCUCGCGACUCAACGGCGGCGGUUCAGGGGGAGGGGCAAAGCCUCAGGCAGAGGCGAUGCCCCCGCCGCCAGCACCGCCGCCGCAAUCGCAAUCGCAAUCGCAGCAGAACAGACGCAAGAGAAAGGCGGCGGCGGCGCCAGAUGGCGAGGUGCCGCAGGCUGCUCAGGCCCCCGCCACGCCGCCGAGGAAGCGCACGCAGGCGAUGCAUGCACCUCCUCCGCUGACACCGACUCCAAGUGCAGUCAAGGUGAUUGCUGAGCCGGCCGAUGGGCCGACCAAGGCGCGCAAUGCUACGGUCACGCGGCUGGCCGACCCGAGGACGACCAAUGCCACGCUGCUAUCGCCCGAGACGUCGCGAUUGGUGACAUCCCGCGACAUCGAAUCCAUCUCGCCGUCUAAAGCACCCGCGUCUCGUACGACGACACAGACGCUCCUGCAAGAGGCAUGCGAGCAUCUCAUCAAGGUCGACGUGCGGCUGAAGCCGUUGAUCGAGAAGAACCACUGCAGGGUCUUCUCGCCCGAAGGACUCGCCGAGAGGAUCGACCCCUUCGAGAGCUUGUCGAGCGGCAUCAUCUCGCAACAAGUGUCCGGGGCCGCCGCCAAGUCCAUCAAGGCCAAGUUCGUCGCCCUCUUUGACCGGGGAGACGGCGCGACUGGCCGAUUCCCUCACCCGUCCGAGGUGGCCAAGUGUUCCAUCGAGAAGCUCCGCACGGCCGGGCUGUCGCAGCGCAAGGCCGAGUACAUCCAGGGCCUGGCAGAGAAGUUCGCGGCCGGGGAGCUCAGCGCGCAGAUCCUACACGACGCGCCGUACGACGAACUGGUGGAGAAGCUCAUCGCGGUCCGCGGGCUCGGGCGGUGGUCGGUCGAGAUGUUUGCGUGCUUCGGGCUCAAGCGCAUGGAUGUCUUCUCGGUGGGGGACCUGGGCGUGCAGCGAGGCAUGGCGGCCUUUGUCGGGAGGGACGUGGCCAAGCUCAAGUCCAAAGGCGGCAAGUGGAAGUACAUGUCGGAGCAAGACAUGCUGGACCUGUCGGCCAAGUUCGCGCCGUAUCGCAGUCUGUUUAUGUGGUUGAUGUGGCGGGUAGAGGAGACUGAUGUCAGCACCAUGGAAUAG
Messenger RNA from Purpureocillium lilacinum, 1134 nucleotides. Its product is annotated as 3-methyladenine DNA glycosylase. The record is from RefSeq and is a predicted model, not a curated record. Gene Ontology annotation, cellular component: protein-DNA complex; nucleus. Gene Ontology annotation, biological process: DNA alkylation repair; base-excision repair, AP site formation; base-excision repair. Lineage: Eukaryota; Fungi; Ascomycota; Sordariomycetes; Hypocreales; Ophiocordycipitaceae. Gene Ontology annotation, molecular function: DNA-7-methylguanine glycosylase activity; alkylated DNA binding; DNA-3-methyladenine glycosylase activity.